UCCCGCGAAGCAAGAACAGAUUGUUCUGUGCCCUGUAGUGAGGAUGGCGAUGCAGAAUCCUUGACGGAUUGGAGGGCGCUAUCUUGGGUUCUCGCCGAAUAUGUUCCCGUGGCACAUUUGGCCUUGUUGAGGGAUGGAUAUGCGACUCCGUGUGGCGGCCGUCCUCGCGCGGGCUUGGGCAGUGGAUUCUUUGCUCGCCGACGGUCGAGGGCUCUCGAGUCUUAUCCUAUCUAUAGGUGCAAGUUGCGUUGCGUGAUCAUUGAAUCUCGAACGGUGGCAGCACACGCUAGCGGUACGUUCUGCCUUAGCGCCUCCUGGCAACACAAGGCACGAACUUGCAAGUCAUUCUAAAAUGCUUAGUAAUGUUACGUGUUGUCGGUGGGUCAACUUCUAUGGUCAUGAGACAGGUUGGUUACAGUUUGCUAGAGGUAUCAGGUUCAGGAUCGCUUCUUUGUAAUCAGUAGCACAUCCUUUUGUGAGAUAUGAUUCAGUAUGCUGUGAAUUUAAGGAUACAUGACAAGGAAGAUUUUGCGAAAGUGGUCUAGUUUUUGACCAAGUAGUUAAUUGCUGGGCUGAAAACCUGUUCCAUGCCUCCAUUGGUAAAUACGAUUUGGGUUGAGCUCAAAUGUAUGUCUGUUUGGUUUUGGGCUCUUGUGGUUACUUAUGGGAAUGUCUGAUAAAAUACAAAGCUGGAAGGAAUAAAAUUGAAACGUUUUCAUUGACGUGCACAUUUCCAGCAAUUUGUGGGUCGAUUUUGGCUCUUUGGUGAACUGCCUAUAUUCCAAUUUCCCAAGCGCAUGCUGAUGCUACCCUGUUACUAUGAAAUUGAUAAUACAAGAUUUCGCAUUAUGUAACAUGGAAGGAAGAAGGGGGGAAUCAAUAAUUCCAGGUGAAGUAUUAUGUAACUGCAAAGAAACCCUUUUAGUAUUGUGCGUUAUAGCCUAAUAAACUUUUCCAGUGACCUUUAUAUCAACAUAUAACUGACUGCUAGUUUGGCUGAUGGUCAGAGUUCUUUUAGAAGUACCUUGUGUGUGCAUGACAUUUUACAGUGGGUGUGUCAAGAUGAAAGAGUGGAACGUAGAUUGACCAUCAAUGAUGCAAAAUGGACUCCAAUUGGGGUUGCCAUGCAAAAGAUAAAAUUGUGUUCCAGACAGGAAGAGCUGAGUUUCAUGGUUCUGGACUGAUCGGAUCCUUCCGAACAAUCUACCGAACAGAAGGUCUUUUAGGGUUUUACAGGGGUAAUGGUGCUAGUGUUGCUCGAAUUGUUCCUUAUGCAGCUCUGCAUUAUAUGGCCUAUGAAGAAUACCGCCGGUGGAUCAUUCUUGCUUUUCCGAAUGUUGAGCAAGGGCCUGUUCUUGAUCUCAUGGCUGGAUCGAUAGCUGGAGGAACAGCUGUCAUAUGCACAUACCCUCUUGAUCUAGUCCGCACAAAGUUGGCUUAUCAGGUAAAAGGUGCAGUGAAUGUCGGUUUCAGAGAAUGUAAGCCCUCUGAACGGGUUUACAAAGGGAUUAUGGAUUGUGUCAAAACAAUAUACAGACAAAAUGGGUUGAAAGGCAUAUACCGUGGCAUGGCUCCGUCACUAUAUGGAAUCUUCCCUUACUCUGGUCUUAAAUUCUACUUUUAUGAGAAGAUGAAAAGUCAUGUUCCUGAAGAGCACAGGAAAGAUAUCAUAGCUAAACUUGGUUGUGGAUCAGUUGCGGGUUUGGUAGGACAGACAAUAACAUACCCCCUUGAUGUUGUUAGGCGGCAAAUGCAGGUUCAGGCCCUUUCAUCGUCCAGCCUUGUGGGGAGAGGAACAUUUGAAAGCCUGGUUCUGAUAGCAAAGCAGCAAGGUUGGCGACAACUAUUCUCCGGAUUAUCUAUCAACUAUUUGAAGGUGGUGCCAUCAGUAGCCAUAGGAUUUACUGUUUAUGACUCGAUGAAGGUUUGGCUUAAAGUUCCAUCAAGGGAGGACACUACUGUUUCAAUCUUGACAGAAGAACGAAGUGAUGCAGCUCCUAUCCCCUCUAGUUAGAAACUUAGAAUGAGUUUUAACUCUUUCGGUGCUGCGAUGCUCCUUGCUGCCUUAACAUUCUUAAGGCAUUGUAGUAUAGCAUUCUUUCUUGGAGCUGCAUCACCGUAUAGCUGCCAGGCUUCUCCAACGCAAUGGAGACAAAAAAAUUCGACAAUCAAUAAGCGCAAAAGCAGGUAGUAGAUGCCAAGAAAAACCUUGGCAUAUUAACUGGAGGAAUAGUUUUCAAAAAAUAUUAACUGGAGGAAUAGAAUUCCUUGCAGAUUUACCGAUUC
Panicum virgatum (switchgrass) is the source of this 2286-nucleotide messenger RNA. RefSeq names its product mitochondrial carrier protein CoAc2-like. The transcript has 7 exons. Gene Ontology annotation, biological process: transmembrane transport. Lineage: Eukaryota; Viridiplantae; Streptophyta; Magnoliopsida; Poales; Poaceae. The coding region runs from base 1103 to 2014 and encodes 303 amino acids. The record is from RefSeq and is a predicted model, not a curated record.